AACGGAAGAUGCUGUUGUCUUGCUGUCGAUCACUUUCGAUCAAGAGCUGCUGAGAACCGGAGCGUUGUCGUUGCGGCGUGGAUCGAAAGUGGUGUGUUUGUGGUGUUGUGUGUGUGCGUGUGCUGUGCGUGUUGGUGGUAUCCUACAGCAGCAUGGCUUCAGUGAUACCGCGCGUUGAUGUCGUGUUCCUGGCGUACAGUGAGGAUGCCGGAAAGGCACCGUCCGUUACGCUGGACAGCAUCUGCACAGUCAGUUUGUACGAGCUGCAGCGGCACCUGCAGGUGAAGCGAGCCGAGCGCAACAGUAUGGGUGCCGAAGCGUACAAACACUACAAAUGGUACAAUGCAGCACUGGUCGAGGAAUUGCGCACGACGGGGAAAGGACAACCGCGACCACUGCUGCAGGCUUUCCACUGGUACAUUGAAACGUCCAACCGCUGUGCGUUCCGGGUCGAUGGUCAACAGUACGAAGCGGUGUCGCUGGUGGUGGCCGCAGAGGUGGAGCACUGGUACUGUGCCCGACCCGGUCACAGUGCCCAGGGCAGUCGUGCUCGGGUAGUCUCGAACGUCCCGAUUGGAGCAGCAUUCACAGGAACUACACCACCCGCAAAGACACCGGCUGUUGCCGUUCAUCCACGGCAGCAUCAUCCAAGCAGCCACCGGUCGACAACUCUCGAAAGAAUUGGAGAGGAAUGUUAAGCCGCGUGCACCUUGUGGAGGAGAUCGAAGAAGAUUGUAAUUGUAUGACGGAGUUUUCAAUGUGUGAUAUAUUCCUGUCCUGUUUUCUGUUCAAAAAGCCGAUACCCGAUCUCACAACAAUAAAUUCUUUUUUAUUACA
This is a messenger RNA of Anopheles arabiensis, 837 nucleotides long. RefSeq lists its product as uncharacterized. Lineage: Eukaryota; Metazoa; Arthropoda; Insecta; Diptera; Culicidae. The coding region runs from base 153 to 698 and encodes 181 amino acids. The record is from RefSeq and is a predicted model, not a curated record. The transcript is spliced from 2 exons.